Messenger RNA from Colletotrichum chrysophilum, 582 nucleotides. RefSeq lists its product as uncharacterized. The record is from RefSeq and is a predicted model, not a curated record. NCBI's taxonomy places the organism in Eukaryota, Fungi, Ascomycota, Sordariomycetes, Glomerellales, Glomerellaceae. The transcript is spliced from 2 exons. The coding region runs from base 1 to 582 and encodes 193 amino acids.
AUGGGCCGCACCAAGUGCGAAUACGAUGCAGGCCCCGACGUCACCCGCUUCGCCGCCCUCAAAUCUAGACACGAGGAGUUGCAACACCGUGUCUCUCUCUUCGAAGAGCUCUUCCGCCUCCUAUCCAUGCGCUCCGAGGCCGAAUCUGUCGAAAUCAUCCGCCGUGUGCGCACCACAAACAUCGAGACAGACCUGGACGACCUCAUCAAGUUUAUCAAAAACGCAGACUUAUUGAUCCAGCUGGCCUCGACCCAGUCAGCAGAGGCCUCCCCCGCAUCAGGAACGGAUUUUGGACCCCACGGUCCCUUACCAAUGGACGAAUUUUCGUCCCUGGUCGAAUUAUUAAAGUCGGCCAUUUCCAAGCUCGAUCCAGCGGCACGGACCGCAUUCAUGGACGCGAUAAGAAUCCAAGUAGAGGCACUCACCGCGAGCCAAGACCUUCGCCUGGAUUCAGCCGCAGCGACCAAGGGCGAGGCAAUGACGGAUGGAGACACGGAUACCGAACUGGACGGAGUGCCACACGCCAGACCCGGAGGCUUUCUGAAAGGGCUAUUGAACGAAGAUCCGAACGGACCAAAUUGA